AUGCAGGAUUAUUUAUUGAGACAACUGAUACAAGAUCACAAAAUGGAUGAAAAGGAAAAAGGUGAACAAAUGGCCUAUUUGGAAACGAAUGGACAUGAGACAGAAAGCUUGAGAACGGAAAGUGAUGUAUGGAUAGAAAACGAGAUGUUAAAUGACAAGGAGAAAGAAGAAUGUGGAAAACAGGAAAUACAAAAACAAAUGAAAGAAUUGGAAAAAAGGAUAGAAAGUGAUGAAAGGAACGGACAGAAUGUGGAAAAACAGACAGUAAAUGAAUAUGAAAUGGAGAGAGGCUUAUGGGAAGAUCAGGAAACAGUGAAACAAAUAAAAAACUGGAAACAAAAGAACACAGAAUAG
Molecule: messenger RNA, 354 nt
Organism: Parnassius apollo (apollo)
Lineage: Eukaryota; Metazoa; Arthropoda; Insecta; Lepidoptera; Papilionidae
Source: the annotation of a GenBank genome assembly